Debaryomyces hansenii CBS767 is the source of this 609-nucleotide messenger RNA. RefSeq lists its product as uncharacterized. The transcript has a single exon. Gene Ontology annotation, molecular function: mRNA binding. Bases 1 to 609 code for a protein of 202 amino acids. The record is from RefSeq and is a predicted model, not a curated record. Gene Ontology annotation, biological process: ribosomal large subunit biogenesis; intracellular mRNA localization. Lineage: Eukaryota; Fungi; Ascomycota; Pichiomycetes; Serinales; Debaryomycetaceae. Gene Ontology annotation, cellular component: nucleolus; preribosome, large subunit precursor.
AUGGCACCAAGACAGUCGAAAACUGCUAAAAGGAGCAAGGUUCAAAAUAAAACCCGUACAGUGGAAUCUGAAGUCGGUUCCGACUCAGCUGCAAGAAAUUUAUUGAUGUCUCAACCUAAGUUGACACCAAAAUCAAUUGUGAAGGCACCAUCUAAGGCAGCUGUCAAGAAACAACAAGCAAAAAUAAGAUUAUAUGGAGCACGUAGUGGUAAAGAAUAUAGGGAAGAUCAAUUAGAUAUCCCAGCUUUAAAUAAGGCGAUCACACCUGGAGUGAAAGCUAAGAAAGGGAAGAAAGGUAAAAAAUUUGUGGAAGAUAAUGAUGCAUUAACGUUGAACAGAUUAGUCAAGUCUAUCAAUGAUAAAUAUGACCAAGCCAAUGAAAGUAAAUUAGAGAAAUCCAGAAGACUAGAUGAAAUUAGAGAAUUAAAAAAGCAGGAGCUUGAAAGAAAGGAAGAACAGAAGGAGAAUAAAUUGGAAGGAAAGAAGAACGAGGUUAAAAGUAAGGCAUCACUUGCAAGAGCGAACAGAAGGAAAAGUGCUAAAUCACAGAAGAAUGAAGAGUCUAAGGCUGCCAGUAAUAAAGGUAAGAAGAGUGUUUCGUUCGCUUGA